CCGCUCUGACUUUGUUUAAGUGUGCCACCCUUGUAAACUCGUGGUCCCUCCUCCCCUGGCUCCAUCCUUCUCUUGCCUAAAACACCUUUGCUCACUCUUUCGCUAUUGCCAGUCACUCAUACCACCGAAUUUGUCACUAUGGCCGCAGCUCCAGUUCCUUCUGGUACCGAGGCAUACAGCAAGUUGUACUUCCCCAGCACCGACGGGCUUCUUCGUCUGGGAGAUGUGGUUCCCAAUUUUGAGGCAAACACCACACAUGGCAAGAUAGUGUUUCACGACUGGCUUGACGGGAAGUGGGCGAUCCUGUUCAGCCACCCCGACGACUUCACUCCCGUGUGCACGACUGAGAUCGGGCGCAUGGCUCUAAAGUACGACUCAUUCAAAGCCAAAGGGGUGAAGGUAGUGGCGCUGAGCUGCAACGACAUUUCGUCGCACAACGUGUGGCUCAAGGACGUAGUGGCGCAUUGCGACAACAAGAUCGGGAUCGACUUUCCCAUGAUCGCGGACCCGACGCGCGAGAUCGCCAUCAAGUUUGGGAUGCUGGACCCCACGAACAAGGAUACUGGGUCCAUGCCGCUGACGGCGCGCUCCGUGUUCAUCAUCGGGCCGGACAAAAAGCUCAAGCUCUCCAUCAACUACCCGGCGUCGGUCGGCAGGAACAUGGACGAGAUUGAGCGCGUGGUGGACGCGCUGAUGCUGUCUUGGGAGAAGUCGAUCGCCACGCCCGCCAACUGGCCGCACAACCAUAAGGACCAGGGCAUGGAGGGUUGGGUAUUCUUGCUGCCUACAGUGACAAAGGACGACGCGGACAAGCACUUCCCCAAGCACAAGGAGCUGGACAUGCCGUCUGGGAAGCCGUACAUGCGACUCACCCCGAGUGGGCAGUAGAGGUGUUAACUAGUAUUGCAGUAGUUGGGACAAGAGAAAUAAGGUAAAUGCGUGUGGGUGUGAGAUAAGGCGGGUCUUUGCAGUUGUUUUGACGUGAGGCGCAGUUGAUGUCAACUUGCUGUCGACAGCAAGAAAGCGCCUAUACCCUCUGUCCGAAUUUAGAAGUCUACGUCCCGACGUUGACUGUCUGUCUGAAUGUAGUAAAUUUAUCAUCAGUCUUAAAGGAGGCCCUCCAAACAUGCACCCCUUGCGCCAAUUUGCGAAUCACGGCUCGCUGACACAAUACAUUACAUUAAAGGGGGGUCGCGAUAUAGUGCCAUCUUU
Messenger RNA from Chondrus crispus (carragheen), 1212 nucleotides. Its product is annotated as peroxiredoxin, PRX1. Gene Ontology annotation, cellular component: cytosol; mitochondrion. The coding region runs from base 139 to 888 and encodes 249 amino acids. Gene Ontology annotation, biological process: cell redox homeostasis. The record is from RefSeq and is a predicted model, not a curated record. NCBI's taxonomy places the organism in Eukaryota, Rhodophyta, Florideophyceae, Gigartinales, Gigartinaceae. The transcript is spliced from 4 exons. Gene Ontology annotation, molecular function: oxidoreductase activity; antioxidant activity.